Molecule: messenger RNA, 219 nt
Organism: Symbiodinium pilosum
Lineage: Eukaryota; Dinophyceae; Suessiales; Symbiodiniaceae
Source: the annotation of a GenBank genome assembly
GUGGAAAUCGGCGAAGGCGUUCUCAAAGACAUGUUUCGCAGGCAGAUCGAGCCCAACAACGUGGUGUUCAGCUCUGCAAUCUUCGCCGCAGCCGAUGCAGCGGACUGGGCGGCGGCACUGGCACUCUUCAGCCGAGCGGAGGGCUUCGGUAUCCCAGCAGAUGCUGUAAUGCUCAGCUCGACUCUCUUUGCCUGCAGCGAGGGCUCGGCGUGGCAGGAG